Messenger RNA from Athene cunicularia (burrowing owl), 1129 nucleotides. RefSeq lists its product as uncharacterized. The record is from RefSeq and is a predicted model, not a curated record. Bases 108 to 776 code for a protein of 222 amino acids. Gene Ontology annotation, cellular component: membrane. NCBI's taxonomy places the organism in Eukaryota, Metazoa, Chordata, Aves, Strigiformes, Strigidae. The transcript has 7 exons.
CCCCCCCCACCCCCCGCGCCCUUCUGGGCAGCAGAAAGCCCGAAGGAAAAAGGCCUGAGGAAGAGCUGCUCUCCCCUCGGCGGGAUUUAUGUGUGGAUCAGAGCAAGAUGGAUCGCUAUCGAUACUUCGUCUUUAACCAGCGGAACAUGGUGGUGCUGGGUCUGUUCCAGAUAGCCUUCAGCACCGUCUGCGUCGUCAGCGGGUUCAUAGAUGGCGUUUUCAGAACGGAGUCUGAGCUGGGCAAAACCAGAGCUCCCAUUUGGGCUGGGAUGGUGAUGGGAGUCCCAGGAAUCCUGGCUCUGUUUUCCUCUCAGAGGAAGAAUCCAGUUCUUGUGCAUGUGUUGAUAGUUGCUUCCAUACUCUCUUGUGUUGCCAUCCUCGUCGUAAUAGUUUAUAGCUCCCUCACACUGAACUAUGGUGAAGAGGAGGAGCUGAGUUCUGCCCCAGUCCACGUUAUCCAUACAAAGUUCAUACUUAAUAAAGUAGUCAAGGGUGCUAACAUAGCCAUGCUAGCUGCCUCUAUCUGCAGUGCUUUCGUUGUGCUGGUGAUGGCUUACUUGGGAUGCCGGAGCCUUCCACGCUGCUCGUGCUACGACAGUGUAACUGGGAUGGAAUGGUUGCAGCCUAGCGAGGACCAAAGUCAGGCUGUGGAAAUGGUUUGCGCUGUACAAAGCCCUGGGGGUAGAAUUUUUAACUUCCCAGAUCGGUUUCCAGCCCGGGACGUAGAUGCAGAGGAAGACGCAUCCAAACCUCCACCAUAUAUCAGAAUGACUUGAAAAAGUGGUCAAAUGUUUUAAAGCUACUAGUCUAAAAAUGUGGCAAGACAGAUGUAAGAUGUUCUUUGUCUUUAAAGAUGGUUACGCACUUUUCCUUGCCCUUUUGAAAAACACAGAAAGAGAGGACUGUUGAAUGCCUGACGUUCAGCAAAGAUCACAGUUCAGAGGGGAAGAUCUGAAGAUGGUUUUGGACAUUCAGACUUUGUAUAGUUAAAAUACCUCAUUGCCUCUGGAAAGCGUGGGCAUUUUUUCCUCCAGCUUUUGUUCUUAAAUUGUGUUUUAUUCCACUAGAAUUCAUUGUGCAAUUUGUCUAGCAGUGCUGGCCUGAGGCAUUCAAAUAUUAAAUACAAUUA